Molecule: messenger RNA, 1883 nt
Organism: Marmota monax (woodchuck)
Lineage: Eukaryota; Metazoa; Chordata; Mammalia; Rodentia; Sciuridae
Gene: Snrpg
Product: small nuclear ribonucleoprotein polypeptide G
Exons: 4
Coding region: 120-350 (76 amino acids)
Biological process (GO): mRNA splicing, via spliceosome; spliceosomal snRNP assembly
Cellular component (GO): U5 snRNP; U4 snRNP; spliceosomal tri-snRNP complex
Molecular function (GO): RNA binding
Source: RefSeq, a predicted model, not a curated record
ACAAACGAUUGGCUAUCGGGCCGGUGACGUCAAUCGUAAAACGCAGAGUCUACCGCGGUAGCGUGAAGGAGGCCGCCAAUUCCGAUUCAAAGCAUCUUUGAGCUUGAAGAAUAGACAAUAUGAGCAAAGCUCAUCCUCCCGAGCUGAAAAAAUUUAUGGACAAGAAGUUAUCAUUGAAAUUAAAUGGUGGCAGACAUGUCCAAGGAAUAUUGCGGGGAUUUGAUCCCUUCAUGAAUCUUGUAAUAGAUGAAUGUGUGGAGAUGGCAACUAGUGGACAACAGAACAAUAUUGGAAUGGUGGUAAUACGAGGAAACAGUAUCAUCAUGUUAGAAGCCUUAGAACGAGUAUAAAUAACGGCUGUUCAACAGAGAAAUCCGUGUCCUCCCUCCAGAAGCCCUGUUUAACUGUGACUUGAAAAUUGGGUCAUAUACACUUUCAUAUUAAACUUUUUGUUAAAUAAACUUCAAUAGCAAAAAGCUUUGUCAGAUGUUUUGAAUGUAGACAUAGAAUGUUAGCUCCUAACUUUUCUAACGUGAAUUUUCAUGGUUGAGACUGAUUCUAAAAAGUAUAUUUAUACAUUAAAAUAGGAGAAUCUUACUGAGUGUGAAACAUUACAAGGAUUUUUCUGCAUUUUUUAGUGCUGAGGAGAGAGAAAAACAGUCAACCUGAAUGCAUGAGUGGGGUUACUAUGAAACAUGUAAACUGGUAACUUAUACUCUGACUUUUCCAAAUGUAGAUUAUCCUUUAUCCAAAUGCUUGGGAUCAGAAGUGUUUCAGAUUUCAGAAUAUUUGUACAAACAGUAAGUUAUGGGAUGAGACCCAAAGCUAGUGUUUGCUGCAUUUUGACAGCAGCUAGUCGCAUGAGACUGGUAUGAGUGCUCCAAAAAAAAAGUUGUAGUAUUGCAGAUAAUGACUGCUCAUUCUGUACAUCUACAUUCUAAGUAUAGUGCAACAGAAGUAAAACACAGGACGUAAUAAUAUAGUGGUUUAUUUCUUAAACAUAAUCAUUACGUGGAGAAAUUUUGAAGAGUAGAAAUAGAAUUUCAGAGAAAAGCAUUCCAGUGUAUUGUGCAGCUCUUAGAGUAGAGAAGAGCAGUGAGAAUGCUGUCCACAAUAUAUUUAUUUAGUUCAUGAAAUUUUAUUUAUGGCUCACAAGCUCAAAUGAGAGGUUUAUUACAGAUGGUUGUAUUAUAAGCCUAACCUUAAACAUUCCAAGCAAAUGCUUAAGGCCUAUUUUUAUGAUCUGAAAAAAGCCUGAAAAUCAGUUAAAACUAUGUAUACAUGAAUACAUACGGGAAUAUGUAAGUUUUUUAACACAAUGAAGAGUAUAGAUAUAGUAUUUCCUAUUUAUAGAAACUAUAAAACAAAAGAACAGCCAAAGGGAUCAAACUAAAUCACAGUAAAAUGAGUUGACAAGAAGUCCAGUAUAUUCUUUAGCAUUUCUGUUUUCACUGCUGGUAAUUUUUGCAGCCAUACAGAACUAACUUGUAGAACCAGUUCUCCCAAGUGUGGUUCCUAGAACAAUAGCAUCACCUUAGAACUUAAAUAAAAGUUUUUGUAUCCCACUACAAAUGUGUUGAAUAACAAAUCAUACUUAAUUCAGUUGGAGAACCACUGGAGUAGAGUUGUCUUCGUUCCACCCCUACAUCAUUUCUCCCAGUCUCUUCUGUUAAAAAAAAAUAAUAAUCUCCUGGAAUAGCAAAACCUGAUAGUAUUUUUGUUUUAAUAAAAUUAUUCUUUGGGGCUGGGGAUGUGGCUCAAGCGGUAGCGCGCUCGCCUGGCAUGCGUGCGGCCCGGGUUCGAUCCUCAGCACCACAUACAGAGAUGUCAUGUCCGCCAAUAACUAAAAAAAAUAAAUAAAUAUUAAAAAUUCUCUCUCUCUC